UCCGUGUAAUUCUACCGGAAUUACACUGACCUACCUGAGCAUUGAGUACCUCGAAAAUCGGUGUUAUGUUACCGUGUAACCCGCUGGAUUCGCAACUGUAGUGCAUUGUGUCGUCAGUACGUUUUUGUCAGUGUGCUUUGCGUGAUGUGCGCGCGGCGACAGACGUGGGCCAUGUCCGUUUCGACGCCGGCUACGAUUGCAAGCGCUUGGCUUAGGCUUAAUCAGUCUCCGACGGGUCUUCGGAUCAACCCUGCGGACUCCAACAUCUGUGAUGUGCAAAGGCGCGAACAUUAGGCGGCAUAUAUUUGCCGAAACGCUUAGCCGUAAGUCCCUGGCGGCGUACCUCGUCGUUGUCGAUACGUGUCAGUGCGCGUCGCCGUACAAUCGUGCGGGUGCUUGUGUACGUUUGUUUCAGUUAACGUUAUUGGACAUCAGUGCUUAUCACUGCCGAGAUAUGCCGCUUCUCCGGCAACACUUUCAGUGCCACGUCAUGUGCUGCAUCGUUUAAUGCUUCGACACACUCCCGAUCGCUUCUUUCGAGCCAAGCCUCAAUGGUGUAAAAAUACAAGGCAUGGCUGAACUUCAGGUCACUCUGGAGUUUUUCAUUGAGCUGUUCAAGUUCAGCAAUGUUGACCUCUUCCAGCGAGGGUACUAUCAAAUCCGGACAGCUCUCAAGGUGCCCCAGAGGCUUCCAGCCAGAGUUGAAGUCCAACUGCCAAAAAGCACAGUGAUUCAAAGUUAUGCCCUGCCCAUAGUUUUUCCUCCCUGCAUUGUGAAUGGCGCGGCUGUCAGCAAGACUUUUCAGAUCCUCUACAAGAAUGAAGAAGUGUACCUGCACGACACCGUGUUAUUCAAGGUCCAUGCACUUGUUGACGCACACAAGGUCCGGGAUAUGCUGUCCAAGGCUGACUUCCAGCUUUCUGUUGAGCUUUGGUUCACGGAUCAAAACUUUGGCCCUGACCACCACAAGACCAUCCAGUGCGUGAGUUCGCGACUUCUGACUUUGCACAUGGACCCCAGUCGCGGUCUUCAUCACCAUAUUCCAGUUCUGUUUGACUAUUUCCACCUGUCGGCGGUCUCCAUCACAAUUCAUGCUUCGUUGCUGGCUGUAUACCAACCUUACAUCAGGCAAGUUUAUUUCGAAAUUGUACUGUUCAAGAUGUGCGCGAUGUUGCAGAAGUAUACGGACCACAGACUCACUGAAAAAAAAAAAAAGACGGAAUUUGUUGAUAAUUUAGACGCGCAAGCUGAACGAAAAGUCAGAACUGCACUCUUCAAUUUCAAGUUACAUUCAAGGAUGGAGAAGAAAAUCGGUUUUAGCACAGAAAUCCUGGUCUGUAUGCAUUUGCUCAAAGGAGCGCAUUCACGUUCAUGUACCCCCAUACGGUGUUGCAAUGACGCCUGUUCCAUUUUGUGGUGCAGCGUUACCAGGACAGGAAGAGCGCAAUGGUUUACGGGAAGCCCGAGGCUCGCCUCUCGAAAGUCGAUGUCAUCCAGCCUGGAGAGUGUCUUCUUUGGGCCACAGACGAGCGGAAGUGGUGGACGACUCCUGGGGCGCCUGCAGCGAGCCUGCAUGGUGCACUGGGAGCUGUGCUCACUCCUGCUCACGGCCUAUGGGAGCCUGCAGCGUCGAAUGGUCGAGUUCAUGCGCCUCCUGCCACCAUGGCAGCACCUGCGGCGAGUUGUGGAAGACUCAUUGCACCUCUCCUCUUGUCUGGAAGGACUCAGCAAUGUGGCAAAGGACUGUUUUCAGCACCUUAAGGCCAGGGAUGUCUCCCCUCCGGAGUGGGACAAAGUCUUUGCUCACAUCACGCAAGCAGAGAACGAGGAAGACUUCUUGGCAGUGGCACACAGCGACGUGGCGCAGCUGUGCGGUGCGCUGAUUGUGCUCUGGAAACAGUUCCUAGAGGUGGUCGCGGACCAAGACCGGGUGCGCCAGCAGCUGGCUCGCCAGCACCACCUGCAGCGGGUCAAGCGCUUCGCCGAGGCCUACUUCGUCAUAGAGCGGCCACGCAUCGCCGUCCUGUCGGCCAAUGACGCCAGCACGCAGCUCUUCUUCGAGGUGACGGAGGCACUGCGGCGUUCCGAAUAUCUUGCCCUGCUUCCGCCGCUGGAAGUGGAGUGUGCCGAGCUCGACGGCGACAGCAACAACCUUCCCAUCAUCUACGAGGAGCACUACCAGGAUUUCAAGACAACGCCUCAAGGCUGCGCAUCACAGUCCUGCCUGAACCUCAGCGACAUCUCGCUUCAGUUCGAUGACAGGCGUCCAUCAGCGUCCGCCAUCAGCAGCAUGAAGCUAUCGGAGAAGGCUGCAGUGGCGUCCAAAUUGCUGGGCCAGAAAUCCGUACCACUGAGGCACGGUUCACCAACUCUCUCCGCUGAUGCCGACCUGGGUUCUCCCACCUCUACAUCGUCAACUUCUUCUGCAGAUGCCCAAGACCGUGACAGCGGCACCCGCUCCGGCAAAGGAAGCGCAUCAUCAUCGCGAGCCAAAGUGAAAUUAAAAGCGCGCACUGCCAGCCUGCUUCGUCAGCUGAAAAGGCCCCACCUGAACAACUCGUCUGUGACUUUACUCGCAUUCAAGAGACUCGAUGCAUUACGGAGUCGGGCCGCCGAAACCAGUGGUAGUGCCUCCAGUUCACAGAUGAAGCAUUCGCAGAGUUCAGUUGCGGUUACGUCGGCAAACCUGUCCCUUCCGAGAAGCGUUGCGAUGCCUUUGCAGUCCCAUCUUCUCAACAGCGAGUCCAUGCCCGACUUGACGACCCAGUUGGCAUCGGCGCGAACGGCGCCGCAAGUCGUGCCACCGGCUCCGCCACCACCGAGGUCGCGAGUUGCAAGCGACAGUCUCAAUGCCAACUUUGACGCACUCUUUGUCAGUGACCCGGUCGUUGCUAGGAAAGCAGUGUCGGAAUCAUGCUCGUGUGUAAGACCGCACCUUCGAACUGCUCUGGCUCACAGCCUCACAGCCGCGAAGCACAGGCGAUCUACAUCGUCGUGCCAAGUCGGCUCCGAUGGCCGUCGCACGUCGGCACCGCUCUCGAAUGCGCAGGACCCAAGGAGAGAGUCGCUGGGCAUUCCUGACUUUAGGAGAGAAUCUUUCGGAGUCCCCGAUUCAGGGCGGGAAUCCCUCUGCAUGCCCGAUUCGAGGAGGGAAUCUCUUGGAAUCCCCGACUCUAGGAGGGACUCAUUGGAUGAGGUCUUCCUCUGUCCUGGAACUGGAGGCUCCAGUAAAUCCACUUCGGGUUACGAAAGCGCGGACACGUCAUCCGACGUUGUGACGAUUGCUCCGAUGCCAGAGAAGGGCGCGACAUCGCCGCUCGACUGCGGAACGUCGAUACCUCCAUUACCGCCGCCGCAGUUCAGGGACAGCCCCAAAGAUGCAACACCUGCCGGUAGUUUCGGCAUCCAUCCUUUUUCGUCAUUACCUUGUAAAGAAAAGCUAACAAAUCACUCUGUCAGCACGAACUGCUGCAGCUUUCCUUAUUCUCAGAACAGUGUGAAUGGUGUCGCGCCUUCUAAGGAAAAGCAAGCCGAACCUGUGAAUGCUCCCAUGAUGGCCUGUGAAGGUACAGCUUUCUUCCCGAAGCCCCCGGCCGAGUUUGCGAGUGAUCAGACACCAAACGUGGCGCCCCCUCUUCCCGAAAACGGCGACGACGAAGAACCCCCGGAGGAUCCCAGUAUGAUUCAAAACGGCGUCGAGAAAGAGGUUUGUCCGUCCGACGAGGAGGCGAGACGGCGGUAUGAAGAGUGCAGGUCGUACCUCGAAACGAAAUGUACGCUGAUAGAAAUGCUGACCGAACCAAAGGACGAGUAUCAUGCGGCUCUGGACAGUGUUGUGGAGGCAUCGCAGGAAUUUUGGCAACAGAUAGAAGCUGAGAAGGAUGAAAACGCGAACGAUGAAGCUGAAGAUAUUGUGUCCGUGCGCCGGGCGUCUGCAGUCAAUGCCGAUGUCAUCAGCUUUGUGAAGGCAAAAGAGGAAUUCCGUGCACACCUAAACAUGCCUUGGCUGUGGUACAGUGAUUUCCCGGUGCUGGCAUCGUCGGUGCCCUACUUUCAGUGUGAUAACGACCUACGAGCGUUCAGCCCCGAAGGACUUCACCUUGUGAUAUGUGUGCAUGGUUUAGAUGGAAACAGUGCUGAUUUGAGACUAGUCCGCACGUACCUUGAGUUGGGCCUGCCCAUGGUCAACUUUGAGUUCCUCAUGUCUGAAAGAAAUCAGGGUGAAACGUUUGAAGAUUUUGAAACCAUGACAGACCGUCUUGUUUCUGAAAUUAGCUACCACAUUGAAGUGUUCGCUCUGAAGCCAACCAAAAUCAGUUUCAUCGGUCAUUCGUUGGGAAACAUCAUCAUCCGCAGUGCGCUGACUCGACCCGAGAUGAAGCCUUACCUGAACCUGCUGUGCACGUUCCUCUCACUCUCAGGCCCUCACCUCGGCACGCUGUUCAACAACAGUGGUCUCGUCAACAUGGGCAUGUGGUUUAUGCAGAAGUGGAAGAAGUCUGGCUCCCUGCUCCAGCUGGCCAUGAAGGACACGGCUGACAUUCGGCAGUCGUUCCUCUACAAGCUCAGCCAGAAGCCUGGGUUGGAAUUUUUCAAGCACGUGUUGCUCUUCGGGUCUAUGCAAGACCGUUACGUGCCCAUCCACUCGGCAAGGAUUGAGCUCUGCAAGGCAGCAGUCAAGGACGCUACGCCAAUAGGGGCUGCGUACAGGGAGAUGGUGAGCCACCUUCUUCGGCCGCUCGCCAGCAAGCCCGACAUCAGCCUGGUGCGUUACGACGUGCACCACGCGUUGCCCAGCUCGGCCAACUCACUCAUCGGCCGUGCUGCCCACAUCGCCGUGCUCGACUCCGAGCUCUUCAUCGAGAAGUUCAUGGUGGUCACGGGUCUGAAGUACUUUGCGUGAGACAUGUCCUUCGCUCCCCCUCUUCCUUCCCUCAUUCCUUUUUUUUUUUUCUAAUCCCAGACACACCGAGAUUAUCUUAUACAACUGUGCUUACUGAUCGUGGUCACGGUGCUUGCCUGCGACCCUUGGCUUCACGAAGGUUGUUAUAUUUUUUUUUGUGUGUGUGUGUGUGUUGCAUUGAAAAGAAGCCUCGUUAGAGGCCAAGCUUAACCUGGUAACUCUCAAGUUCUGUCCUAGAAAAGUUUGAAAUUUGUUAAUUGUUUUAUUACUUGGAAAAUUUUUUUCCAUGUUAUUACGAAAGGCACAAGCGUAGUACAUCUCGGGACGUGCAAAACUGGUGACUUCUUUGUUUAUUCCCUUUAUUUUGCACUGCCUUUCUUUUUGUCUUCUUCCACAACAUGAGUAAUGUUCUGCGGGGAAAAAAAAACGACUAGUUGUACGAUUUAUGCGCUUGUCCAAUGGAAACAUGGAAUAAGAUGUCAGCAGAGAGCUUUUCUGAAUAUAUGUAAAAGGCUGCAGUAAUAUUAUUCUCAUCUUUCACGGCAGCAAAAGAAACAUAAACUUCGGAGUGAUUACGCAUGAUUGCCCAAGGCCAGCAGUUAUUGGUGGAAUGAGCUGACGCGCCUGACUCAUUACGGGAGAGCAAAGCGCUGGGAACAGUUGGAAUUUGUUCUUGGCAAUACUGGCACAAACUGACGGGACAAAAACGGCAUGGGCUUGGGAGUUAAAGGGUUAAGUUUCUCUGUCCAAAUUAUCAGAGACAAGGUAAUGCCCUUGUAAGACAACCACGAAGCCAGUUCUGAUUUAAAUGAGUCGUAUACUGAUGAAUAGCAUAAGUGGCACUUUCAUCGAGACCCUUAAGUAUCUUUAAAACGUGGCGAAAAGUGUUUCAAAAGUGCUUAAAUGGCAUAGCAUACAGCCGUUACUUCCAUAUUGCACAUAAAAACUUUAUAAAUUUCUGUUAACAGUCUGCAUCCGUUACAGCAGACCCUCAUACGACGAAACUUUUGCAUAUACAGUAAUGCCUCGUUAACUUGAAGUAGUAAAAACUGGGGAAAAUUUCAAGAUAAGCAGAUUUUCAAGAUAAGCAAAGUUGUUCAAAACUCGGCCUUAACAUCUAUCUUACCUGAAAUUUGCUUCAAUGAUCCACGUUUUGCUAGGUUCUGUUUAUGAAGCUAUGCUUUGUCAUGUAAGCGAAUGGAAGGCAUAGUUUGUUUGUUUUAAAGUGUUUUAAUGUAUAUUAUGUAUAGAAUUUUGUUAUUUGUUAGUUUUGCAAAGUGAGGCCUGCAAACCUGCUCCCAGCUUUUCAAGCUUUGCAAUUUUUUUGCAGUUUCUAUAAAAAAAAUGUUGAGGACCUUUGUCAGAACACCUCCUCUCAAUGAUGGCCAUGGACAUUGAAUGUGGAUUGGUGCAGAAUACAUUCAAACAAAUAAUCAAUGCAAACGUUCUGCACAUCAAGAGAAAGCGUUAGCUAAGCUACCCACAGCUCAUUCAAUUGGUAAUAACUUUCGAUUCUCAACCGAAAGGUGUGGUGGUGUUGGCUACAUGGUCAAAUUUUGCACGGCUAUCAUUGCAGAAUCAUUUGCAUUCGUCUUUCUUUUGAUCUUCCUUGCACUUUCUUUGUUCAUACCCUAAAGUGCUGCAAAACGAUAGCAAACACUGAAAAGAGUUUUUUCUGAAUAACCAAAACCACAAAGAAGCCACGUAAUGCGACCAUCACAAAGCUAGUUUCUGAAGACAGUGCUUGAAUUACCCAUAUGCCAUUUUAUUACUGUUUUUAUGGGGUUCAUAAUACUCACGGCAAGAAUAAUUUUAUUAGUCUCCUAAACUAAGUACUGUAUUGGAAGCUCUCAUGAUGCAUCCAAGUUGAGCUUGACAUAUUGAUGACAUGUGCCAUGUAUGGAAACAUGCUGCAUUGACCUCCACCAUGUUUCAGUUUCCUGUAGUACAUUUUUUUUCCCAAGCAAUAAUGUUGUGUACAGUUUGCAACUACAGUUGACUCCCAUUAAUGCGAAGUUCACAGGGAACCCGGAAAACUUCAAAUAAAACAAAAUUCCAAUUAACUGCAAAGAACAAAAGUACACAUUUCUAUUAGUCCGAAAGCCUCACUAUUCAUGAAAAAAACAAACAUCGGUAAUUUCCGUCUGCUUCUGCAUACAGAAUCUUGCUGCGGAAACUAAGUUCUGCAGACUGUAGAUGUGUCCAAGUGCUUCUUCUGCGUUGUCGUCUGCAGCAAAAAACUGCUGCGCGAGGGCAAGGCCCGCAGCUACAUCAGCAGCCCACGGUUACGGCUCAGUUUCAGUGUCGUCGUCAAUUUCACUUUCGUUACUAGUCUCGCGGGGCGGAACAGUCUCAAUGAUUGCAGUGUCUGUCAGUGCGCUGCAUGUCUCGACUGGGCUGUCCACGGCAACAUACUCUUCAAAAUGGAUGUCGCCAAGAGCUGCUCUAAGAUUAUUGUUGUCAAGUUCACUUGUCUGUGCUUCCCCGUUAGAGAAGACGAAUCGUCCCCUGAAACACUCCAGUGAAACCACAAGCCCUGAAGCAGUUCGCCACUCGAAUCGUGGACGCCGUAGUAAACGCUGCGGUUGUCUUCACUCUCUACAGAGCAGCGGGCAAGGAGGACAUCGAGGCGACCUAGAAGCUGGCAGAGAAUGCCCUUCCUCACCUGACCCUCCUGCCUCGCACGUGACUGGAGAAGGCAUGCAUCCAAGCCGCAUUCCUCGUUCACGCACGUGAGAUUGAACAGUGUUCGCCAGCUCACCCUUACUUGCUUUCACUCGCACAUACAGCAUAUGGUGUACGGCAACAAUUUUAUUGCCCUUGGACUUUUUAGGAACCUCACAGCGACGCCGAUGCCACCAAUACGCCCGGAGUGUCCAUAUAAUUGCUAUCGCAAUAAAGGUGCAGUCUCAUCGGCAUUAGAGAUGUCCUCUGGCUGAUAUUCAUUCACGUACUCGCAAACCUUUUCUUCCUUCCACGUCGUUCACGUUUCCUGAUUGACUGAUGCCUUCUCUCCACUGACAUUUUCAAAAACCAGGUCAUGACUAUGCUUGAAGCGUGUCAGCCAUCAAUCAGAGGAAACAAAGUUGUCGCUCCACAACAUCGCUGCAAGGGGCAGGGCUUUCGCUGCAACGACGCCACCACUGAGAGGAAGUUGGUUGCUCCGUGCUUCCCUAAUCCAAAGGAGCAGCGCUUGCUGUGCAGGUGGGAGUGCGCAUUCUCUUUCAAGACAUCUUGAAUUGAUCGAUCUCAAGAGCAUCCAGUAUCGAACGCUUGUUCUUGAUAAAGUUUGAGGCUGUGUUAGGCUUGAUGCUGUACUUCCAUGCCAUGUCUUGCUUGUCGAUGCCUCCUUUCUCAACUUCUUUCAAAAUCUCGACUUUCGUCGCCAAGUCAAGCGUGCGAUAGGAUCCACAGGUUGUCACCAUUACGAGUGCAGCCAAAAUACGGCACAUGGAAACCAGUGCAACGAACCCAGCGUGCUUGUGAACCAACCUCAGGAAAGACACUGGAGACAAGGAUUCCAACGUGUUGCUUGUGCCUGGUUUGACUGCUUAAUUUUGUCACUUUAUGGGCAGUUACUCCGGAGACCCUGUCGUCGAGGUGGGCCGCCGCUCUGUGCAGCUCAGGCCUCGGAAUCCAGAUGUGGGCAGUCCAGCAAGCCCGUGAGGCGGUGUUGAGGCAGGGCCUUGAUGUUUCCCCAUGGGAGACCUGAGCCCGGGUCGUGUUAAACCUUGCCGGACGUACAAGAAAGUUGUAUCCAUCCAUCCAUCCAUCCAUAUGAGCUGUGGUGCUGUGAUCAGCUGAAAUGCUGACAAUACCACUGUGGCACACAAAACUGCUGUUGCACUUCAAAAAUAGGCCUGAUAGUAUAAUCUUGACACUUCAUGAGCGAUGGCGCUGUAGUCGGCUGUGAUGGUGACGCUACUAGUGUAAUACACAAAGCGGUUUUUGUACUUUAAAGAUAGCAAACAUGUCAAAUGUUACAAUCACUUCGAGGCUUUCGAUUGAAGAAUAAUUUCUAGUUAACCUAUUUGUUAGACAUUUAACUUCCAACUACCAAGCAUUUUUUUUUUUCCAUAGGAUUUCAUGCAGAACUGAGGGGACCCUCACUUAACUUCCAUUUAACCAACGAUUUCAAUUAAGCAACUUCGAAUUAUUGGGAGUCCACUGUAGUAGUUUAAACUAUGCAAACAAGCAACAGCAAAUAGAACUGCUUUGAACGAAUUCAGAUUUUCAAAGCACAUCGUUGUAACAGUUCAUUUGUAAUUCGCUGCGUGCCAUAGGCGAUUCUGAAUCUGUGUCGCCUUUUCAGCGAGCUAACGUGAUUGUGCAUUACUCUUUAAGUUAGAAACUUGAGAUCAUUCUGUGGGCUGUGAGUGCUGUACAUCAUCAAGAACUUUUGUGACAUGCAAUUGAAAGGUUUUAUACACUGUUUGGUUCAGGCUGUCAUCAGUUGACUUAGCUUUUUGUCUCAUGCUACAGCCUGUGACAACAAAAGUGGAAGCCUGUUGGCCAUUGUCGGCAAUAGGCAGCUGGCCUUCCAUUUUUUGCAAUAGGAUAUACAUGUAGCGCUGGUCACACUUUGUGGGUAUAUACUGUGUCAAUGCUCCAAUGCUAAUUUCAGCAAAAUUUGUAUGCAAACCCUUGCGCGCCUUGAGGUCUGUUUAAUGCAUCUCAUUAGCCCUCUUAGUUUGACCAAUGAUAGUAGUAUUUGGCACUCAACGUUCUAUUUCAUUUAUAAAUGGUCACCACAUUAUCAAUAUGUCAUGCAAACCUGGCUUGUUUCGCAUUCUGUAGUACUACAAGAUUAUGUAGGGUCAGCACUGUUUGUGCCGUGUUUGGUCUGCCGUGUACUAUUUGCUUUGCAAAUGUUAAGUAUACACAGUCGCAGUAUUCCUAGGUAAAUGUUCGAAGAAGUUGAAACGUGGAUGUUUCUCGAAUGUUAAAUCGGCCAACUGUCUGUGACACAGGCUUCACAUUUCCUUCUUCUUGCCUUUCUUGAGUAUUCGAAGUUCCCCGUGUAACCCUGUUUGGUCAUUGCGAGCAGCACAGUAAGCAGUUUUGAAAUUGUGGCAUGAAAAUUGCUGAAGUGAGCAACAUCAUAACUGCGGUGUCUUACUUGUCGAUAGAGAGGCGUUAGAAGCAUGGCAGCUUUGUAAUAUGGUGAAGCCUGGUCAAUGCGAGCAAUCUCAAGCGUGUCAAAAGUUCUGUUUGCCAUGAUGAGUAAUUGCAGGUUUUUAGAGCUGUCAGUUUCCUUAGCAGGCAUACUGCGAGGAAGCGGUCACCUGUGAAAACAUAAAUGGACAUGUGUAUAUUUAUUUACGUAAAUGGUUUUGUUGCUGUUCUGUAGCUUCCUGUACAGUUCUUUAAGUUGGAGUGUGGAUUUUUUUAAAGCUUUUUUUGAUGUGCUAUCUUUCUUUUAAAAGUAUGUUGAACUUUUUUAGUUUUUGGUAAGUCUUCAUUGCCAGGCCAGUGUAUUGUAUGGGGAGAGCUAUAUUUAUUUUUAGUUCUUAUUUGGGCUGUGUUGGUUGUUAGCCAAAGAUAACAUCUCAUUUUUUUCUUCUUCAGAUGGUGCAUGUUGCUUCAGUGAAUAUGAAGUGCCGUAUCAAUGGGUAAUCUGAAGUUUAUGUCAGGUCUUAAAAGAGCCUUCUACCUCUGGAAAUGAUUAUUUUAGUUGUUUGUUUAUCACAUGAUUUUUUGUAUGUGUUGUUGUAAAUUUAUUUUGUUAUCGCAGCUUGGUUGCAAUAUUUACAAGGCAAGACGCUGAAGCCUUGAAGAGUGUGUACGAGUAGUCUUGUUGAGUUUGUAUGAUGUUGCAGUUUCAUUCACUCGACUUUACUAUUUCCCAUGCACAUUGUGCUCAUUCUAAUCAGUGAUCACACCAUGACAUAUUGCUGUGGAGUGAGCUUAUCAUGGCAGUAUUUUUCUUACUUUUGAAAGGAGAUUAUUGUCUUAAGUACAGCUUCGAGCCUGGUUCGAAUCUUUACAGUUUGGAGUCUCAGAGAUAACGAUUUGCAGGUGUCAUUACCAUGAAAUUAUGUGAUGUGUGAUUGAGGUUUUGUUGUGGAACCUAACUGCAACCUAGCAGAGUCAACAAUUAGAAAAAAAAAGGCUACGUGUUGUGCUAGCAACAUUGGGGUGCAGAUUUUAAUCGCUAAGCACAGCCUAUGUUAAGUUCGCAGUUUGCAAGAGAUUGUGUAUGUCUAUACUUAGUACACUCUGUUGUUCUACAAAAAAGGCUGGAGAAAAUGCCAUAACUCAUGAGAGACUUUGUUCUUAAGUGCUUAGCCCCAUGUCAACCCAUGUUUCAUGCUCGCUCUUGUAAGUAGCCUAACUUGUCAUGUUUUCAUACAACCUGUAAUAAUUUCAUUUCAUUUACCGCACAUUCAUUCAUUGCGUUUUGAGCUGAUAUACAUACUGUACUGUGUUUUCAAGAAUGACUAUUCCAUGGUUUGGGCAUAAACCCAGCAACAAGUGUCAAAAAGAAAGCUCCGAGGAUGUUUCCACUGUUUAUUCACACUUUUGUGCAACGCACUUGUUUUUGUUGGAAAGUUUCUUCACGUCGUGUAUUUCAUGUUCCUAAACGAAAGAUUUUGUUUUGGAUUGUUUUCCAGUUCAUCAGACUUCAUUUCGUGUUCCAUCACACAAUAGUGUUAUAUCCUGUUUUUUUUUGUCGGAGUUGCCAAAUAUAUUUAUUCUAGUUGCCUGCUGAGGCAUCUUUACAGAAUAUUCACCUUGUUUUGUUAUUGCAUACUCAUUCUUAUUCCAUGUGUAAAUAUAUAUACUAUUUUUAGUAAACCCAUGAUUUUAAAUAUUCAUUGAGCACCUCUGUUAUAAUCAGAAGAUUGCUGUAUGGUGGAAUCCAAGAUUCCACAAAGCACUUUAAUGUAGUCAGAUGGUGGCAUUCUUGCAUGCAAACUGCAGUCAACAGUUUGGCCAACGUGACAUGAACAGUCCUAUGUUGUAUGCAACAUUAUCAUGAAAUACGGUGGACCACCUUUAUGACACUGUCAAGUUGAAUGCUCUGAUAAGCGUAAUAACUUGUCACCUUUGUUUCAUAUUUCUUAUAUUUAUAUUCUUUACGUUAAAAGGAAAAUUUAGAUCUUACCUCGCUGUUCAGAUGCACUUGAAAAGAAGAAAUGCUUUGACUUAGCAGUUGAACCAAUUCGAGGGAAACCUCUUGUGUUUGAAGUAAUGUCAGAUUCUAGUGACUGCUAUAUUUUUUGUUUACAAAAACUGACACAUUGUAUAAUUCGAGAAAUAACGAAGCAUUAGGUCUGCUCCUCUGCGACUCCUUAACAGAAAGACACAGUUCUGUAAAGAACAUCUGUGAGAGUGUCCGAGCUGAAUAUAAUUGAUAUACAGGGUGUAGCCCAUAGAAAAUGGCACUCUAUGUUGUGAGUAAGCCUUCUGAAGUACUCAAGCAAAUGAAGUGCUUUUUUAUGUAGCCCAUACGUUAAUAUCGUAAACCUUUAUGCUUUAAACAUAGUCUCCUCUGGUGUCUACAGAAUUUGCAGAAUUCUAAUGUUUUUGUUUGCUAACCUCAAGGUUUGCAAACCUGUUUGCAUUUUUCAGAACUUUUCAUUGUCCAUCAGUUUGCAAAAAAAAAAAACAUUUAAAUAUUUACACACAUCUGCUUCCAGCAAUCACUCUGUUUAAUUUUUUUUAUGCAACAAAUUUCAUUUAAGUCUGUUCAGCAAUCAUGUAACAACAAUUUUUAUGUUGCACUUCUAUUUGAACAAGUUGGGCCACCUAAAGCGAACUUCUGAUUAGAUAACAGAAUUUAAGGAGAGUAUGUCAAACCCCAACUUAAUGUGAAUUGGCUUAAUCCAUUGUCCCGCAAUUAAUGGUCUUGGAUCAUUAACAUCACUCGCUGUGGUUGCUUAGUGGCUACAUUGUUAGGUUGUUGCUGAGCACGAGGUCGCGGGAUCAAAUCCCGGCCACGGCUUCUGGAUUUUGAUGGGGGCGAAAUGCGGAAACACCCGUGUACUUUAAUUUAGGUGCACGUUUAAAGAACCACAGGUGGUCCAAAUUUCCGGCGUCCCACACUACGGUGUGCCUCAUUAUCAGCUCGUAGUUUUGGCACGUGGAACACCAUAAUUUAAAUUUUUAGGUCAUUAAUAUCAAUCUUUGCAUAAGCUUUCAUGUCGACCUCCUUGCACUCUCUACCACUUCCAUGCUUCAUUUAAACGCCAUGUACUAAUGCGCCCAAACGGUCAACCUGGUUGUGAAAACUCCCUAGCUUACCGAGUAGUGGUACUGGCUUGAAAGUACAAGCUUGUCUUCAUCCGUUAUGUGAACUUUAGUUGUUGUGUUACUGUGAAAAAAAAGAAGAAAGCUUUUAUUUCGUGCAAGUUGCUCCCUCUCGUCAUUUAAAACAAUUGUACAGUCGAGAAUUCUCUGCCCCACCUUCAGUACAACAUGCAGAGGGAAUGACACGGUGGCCACUUACACGCUUGAAGUCCACGAUGCCACCUGACAUUCUGAUAGUACAGGGUGAUGCAAUAUAAAAGAGGACACCUAAGCAACACUCAAGCAACAACUGCUUAAGAAGUGUGGUUUGAGACACCAGUCGCCUAUGCUUGCUGCGUGGCUUUCCUGUUAAAGAAACCUGUGUUUGAGUACGAGGACAAUGGAUGCUUUUCAGUGUUCUAGUUCAUAUUGUUCACGACUGUACUUGCACAGUCAGUUGGGAGUACACCUGUUCUACAUCACGCCUGCAGCUGUGUGCUAUAAAGCAAGCUGUGCACUACGUAAGGGCUUGGUGCAAUAACUAUAACUUGGUGAAUAACUAUGAAUAACUAUAACUAUAACUAUGGAUCCUUGCAAUGUUCACCGCUAGGGUUGGGCACUUAUUGCAACAUAAGACCUUGCUAAUUGACAAUCUUAAUUAACGUGGCUGUUUCCCAAACUAGGUAUUGCAACCCCAUAAGUUGAUACAUAUUCAGUGGGCAAGAAGGAGUUGUUGCAAAGAGGCUUAUUAACUUGAGUCAAGGGCCUAAAAAAAAUUUAUAUGGCAUAAAUAGAAAUCAAAAUAACGAAUUGACAAUAUAAAUAAGUGAAAGGUGAUUACUACCCUGGACAGAAGUGGAUUUUAUAAUUUUCUAAGACUCCAUUGCUUGGUGAGCCUGUGCUCCAAAAGUAAACCUAAGUGGCUGUCGUUAUGGGGAGCAUAUGUCUUUCUUUGCAUUGCAUUCCAAUCCAGCUUAUUUUACUUUGGCCACAAUAGACUUGAAUGUCAUAUCGGGUGUUGUGGUAUUGGGAAGCCUGGUAAGAGAGGAGUGAGGGGAAAUCGUGUUUGUGGUUUGCAUUCUUGGCGAGUCGCAAGGUGCAGAGUUUGGGAAACGCCGCAGUAACUGAUCAAUUGAUGAACGGUUGGCUCUAUCCGUCAAUGUGCGCAUCAUUAAAUGAAGUAAACUGAACGCACUGCAUAUGGUAGUACUACUGCUCAUUGUUAGGCCAUAAACGCUGGUGAAUGUGAUGUUCAUAAAGCGGCCACAAUUUGUGUGCUGGCGCUCGCAGUUUUUUUCAUUAAAUUAGCUGAGUGUAUUGCCCGCAAUUGAAGAUAACUGCCCUGAAAAAAUUAACUGGGAUGAAGGCAUUAGUUAAAUGCAGAGGUUUAUUUGUCAAUUGCCCAGCCCUCUCGGCAUGGCGCUUGGUGUGAUGUAGACAGAAACACACAUUAGUUCUUCACUCCCUUCCCGAGAUGCUGUUGUUCAGUAAUUGUCACAUUACCGUACCACAAUAUGUAAGCUACAGAAGAAACCAGCGGUCACAUGGUGGCAAUACAGUAGUGUCGGAGCGCUUGCAUCUUUAUAACCACGACGGAGACCUAAGCUUGACAUUUGUCUUUUGUACUCUGAAGGUUUUGAGCUCCGGAAUGGUUGUGUACCACACGUUGGUCAGACACCACUCUGCUGUAUACCACAUUCUUGCGUGCACAGGACUCGUGCUUGAGCCAAGGUAUCACGUGCCAUCUUUUGCUCGCUUUUUUUUUUUACUGGACUCGUCUGCCGAAGUGUUCAGCGAAGAAUCUUGAGAAAUCGUGACUUGCUUUCCAUUUUCACCAAGGAUCGUCACCUAGUCGUGUACAGGAAUGUGGCUGUUGGCCUUUGCUGCUCUCGGCGUUGGAGGUGUCAGCUAAUGCCACUGGCUUUGGAGGGACACAUUGUGUGUGUGUGCGUGAGGCAUAUUGUGUACGUGGAUGUCUUCAUGAAAUUCAAUGUGUGAUCGUUGUGUGCACUUGUUGCGCUUCAUUAAACGGACGUUGAAAGCCGCCCUGUGCGGGA
Dermacentor andersoni is the source of this 15192-nucleotide messenger RNA. RefSeq names its product protein FAM135A-like. NCBI's taxonomy places the organism in Eukaryota, Metazoa, Arthropoda, Arachnida, Ixodida, Ixodidae. The record is from RefSeq and is a predicted model, not a curated record. Gene Ontology annotation, biological process: lipid metabolic process.